Messenger RNA from Gregarina niphandrodes, 3621 nucleotides. Its product is annotated as protein kinase domain protein. The transcript is spliced from 2 exons. Gene Ontology annotation, cellular component: cytoplasm. Gene Ontology annotation, molecular function: protein tyrosine kinase activity; protein serine/threonine kinase activity; ATP binding. The record is from RefSeq and is a predicted model, not a curated record. NCBI's taxonomy places the organism in Eukaryota, Apicomplexa, Conoidasida, Eugregarinorida, Gregarinidae. The coding region runs from base 1 to 3621 and encodes 1206 amino acids. Gene Ontology annotation, biological process: peptidyl-serine phosphorylation; peptidyl-threonine phosphorylation.
AUGAAGGGCCAAGACUCUAUCUUGGUGGACGGGUUCUUGAACGCUCUGCACGCGGGCGUGCCUCUCUCCGAGGCCGUAGCUUCGCUCACCAAAGCAGUUCAAUUGGUUGACACGAACAAAAUGAAACCAACAUCGCCGCUGGCAGAGGAGGAGUUUGCGGCGGAUGCGCGGGGUGGUGACUUGACGAAGUCGGUCUCGAGCAAGUUGCGGUACCUCAUGACGACGGAGAGGUUGUUUACGCCGGCGGACCUGGUACAAGAGACGCAGACGCCGCCGGCGGUCUGUCGGUCGCGAGAUUUGAACCCGGGCAAGGUGAAGACGCGGCAGUCAUUGCCACACGGACUCGACUCCGAACGCACGGAAGAGUUCCCAGCGCCGGAACCUGCCCAGCUUUCGGACGAUGCGAGCAGCGCCGGCUGUCCCCUCCCUUACGGCGCCCAGUUCCGCGCGGAACUUACUCCGCAGGACUACGAAAGGCUUUGCACCGACCCCCCCACUAGCUCCGUCUAUGACCCCCGCCUCAUCCUCUCUCUCCUCGACUACCACCCCCACCCCCAACUGGGAGUGCCCCUCGGGGCACCACACUCCCAACUGGGGGCGUCCUACUCCCAACUGGGCACACCGCACCCUUUGGAGCUCCAGUACCCCCGCGGUGACGACGAAGAACGGAUAGACCAGUAUCGCGACGAUAACGACCCCGGCUACCGCAUUCGCGUGCUCUGGGAACACGAACUAUUGGCAGAAAUAGACGCACGUGCCCGACACGCACCAGAAGCACUCGACAUCGCAUACUACCCUGUGUUCGACGUCAACCUCGCACGAAUGUAUGCUGCCACGCUGAAAGAUCUUAGUGCAGCACGCGAUGUGGCGGCGCGUGAAGUAGCGGCACGGGACAUGGCUGCGCGGGAGAUUGCCGCACGCGAAAUUGCCGCACGCGAAAUGGCUGCGCGUGAAGCGGAGCCACCGCCGCCGCCAGCGCCGGUGACCAACACUCCGCCGCCGAGUCGUGCGGCAUCGACCGAGGGUCGUUUGCCAGAACUUUCGGAUGCUUUCCACAUGCCCAGUAUUCAGCACCUGCUGCCGGACGCGGCCACGACAACGCAACCUGGUGGCCAUCCCACCCACGUCGUCCACGCCGGCCUCUCGAGCCACAGCACCACUCACAGCGCCAGCCGCAGCACCGGCGGCGCAUCCACCGGUGCACAUCUGGUCACCUCGGUCGCGGCCAUAGCUUCGAUUCCCGCCAGCGGCUCGAUCGCAGGCGUCGGGUCGAUCGCGGCCGUCAGCUCGGUAACAAGUCACUCCGUGGCAAGUCACCCGGUAACAAGCGGGUCUCUGCCGGUGCAGAACAGUCCGGGCGGUGGGGCCGUGGCUGUACGUGGGUUCUCGGCAGGCACGAGUCAGACAGGCGCGAGUCAGACAGGCGCGAGUCAGGCGGGAACGAGCUUGGCACGCGGGAGCCAGACGCCGUCGGGUGUGGUGGAGCCGAGUGACGACGAGUUGUUGUCGGCGAUGACUGUCUCUCCUCCGCCAGGGGGCGAGUCAGCACGCGCCUCGCUGGAGGUGGCCUACCCCGUCACCCAGUCCGGUGAGGAGGGUCGCCGUCGUUGUUCCUCGCCAGUCUUCGGGGGCUCUAGCUCGCCCUCUUUUGGACCGCAGGAAGACGGACUCGAACUGGCCCCCGAUUACCGGCCCGCUGCGCCAGACUUCGGGACUGCCCCAGAGUUCACGAACCCUGUCGCGGACUUCGCUCCGGCGCCCGAGUUCGUGGCCCCGGAGUUCGCGGUGACGGACGAGGCCGCCGCCGGAACCACCCUUCUCACUGCCGGCGGUAUGUCGGUCGGUCUAACUCCGACCGGGUUUACGCCGAACGGGAUGACGCCUGUGGGGAUGAUUCCGGUGGGGUUGACGCCCACUGGUCUAAUGCCGGCAGGCUUACUGCCGGCGGGGUCGGCAGAAGACCUUCGGGAGGGUCGCUUGACCGUGGGCCGGAGUAUGGAGGUGCUGGCGGCGAGCCGGGGGAGUGCGGAGGGGCCGGAGUUCUUGCGCGAAGGCAGGAGCAUGGAGGUGGUGUGUGGCGUAGAUGCAUCGGGGACAGGAAGCACUAGCGUGGAGGCGCCGUUCCGUCACUUGGCUAAGUCGGUGACGGGUGUGGCGUCCGGAGCAGUGGGCUUUCUGCCAGCGGGAAACAUUUCGGCCGGGAGUCUGGCCCCGCCGGCGGGACUGACGGCGGGAGUGCAACUACCGAGUCCAGUGGCCUCACUGGGCGCAGUGCCGGCACAGGGUUCGGUGUCUGUGAUCCCGGGUUCGAUUCCGCUUCUUGGUCCGGGUUCGAUGGCGGCCGGUUCCGUGCCCGCGGGUGCGAUGUCGGCGGGAGGGAUGUAUGCGACGGGGGAGGCGCUGCAGUGGGAGGACGAGUACGGCGAUCCGGCUCGUCUGCGUCGUCGGAAGCGGCGCAGCCGCGGCCGCCAUCACUACGCGUCCUCGGAUGAUGGUGUCUACCCCCUGGUGCGGAACAGUGCGGUAAUUGACUCGUUUAAUUUGAAAGUGAUCUUUGAGCGAGACCGGACGGGCUUUGUGGAGCAGACAAGGUACGACUACGACACGGUUAUCGCGGGUCGUUACCGUGUAUUAGGACUCAUUGGACAGGCAGCAUUUAGUUGCGUCUACAAAUGUUUGGACGAGUUAACGAGCCGUGAGGUCUCGCUUAAGAUGAUUAAGAACGACAAAGACUUUUUCGACCAAUCUCUGGACGAGAUAAAGUUACUAAGGUAUAUAUAUACGAAUGCAGGGGAUAUAGACUCUAAACGCUGUUUAAAGCUGCUUGAUUAUUUCUACUAUGAUGAGCACCUCUUCAUCGUAACUGAACUGCUUGGAGAAAAUUUGUACGUCUUCUCGUCUCGAUUACGAAAGUGCGGGUGUGGCUCUUACUUUACUCUUGGAUGUUUGCAAAAGAUCACACACCAAGUACUUAUUGCACUACAGUAUGUGCAUUCUUUACGUUUAAUACAUUCGGACUUGAAACCAGAGAACAUCCUGGUUCAAGACCAGACUCUGCCUUUGGUGAAGAUUAUUGAUUUUGGAUCAUCUUGCUAUGAAUAUGAUAAACUUUCAAGCUAUAUUCAAUCCAGGGCUUAUCGGGCUCCGGAAGUUAUUCUUGGGCUAUCCUACGACCACAAGAUCGAUAUGUGGAGUCUAGGUUGUGUCAUUGCUGAGCUUUGGACGAAUUUUGUCCUCUUUCAAAACGAUUCGAUACAUGCACUCCUUGCACGUAUCGUAGGCAUCAUAGGACCCAUACCCUACUACAUGGCGGCGAAAUCAUCUGUCGCCAAUACCCUCUUUACCAGCGAUGGACAACUAUGUAUGCUACUUGAACCCCGCAGCCACCACUCAGAUGCCACCUCACACCCAGCAUCGACCGAUAGUGGCGCCGGCAGAAAGGUACGGCUACUCCUCCCCAAACGCAGUUCUUUGAGCCAGCGCCUCCGGUGUGAAGAUCCCCUCUUCGUUGACUUUGUUUCCAAGCUUCUACUCAUCGACCCUUGCCUACGAAUGGACAGCGUACAGGCACUGAGCCAUCCGUGGAUGAAACCGGGCCUCUACUCGGACGGUUUGCGGUAA